CGAACGAGCAUGUCGCGUUACUCGUUGACCUCUUCUCACGCCUCAUCCAACUCGCCAUCUAUCACGAUGGAGAAGGGAAGGUAUCGGCUACGAGCUCCCGCGCCCAUCGAACCCUUUGCCUUGAACCUCGGUCGAGCCACCGCUCUCACACAGCGCACGUCACCGCAUAGCCGUGCUCGCCAGAGAACCUCCUCUGUUGCAGCCGGGUUGGUGAUCAUCCUCGCUCUUUGCAGUCUGGCUAGUUUUGGGUUCGCGUACUACCUUUUCACCACGAGUUAUCCCGUUUGACCUGCAAACUCGCACCUACCCCGAAUCCGAAAAGUUUAUCUCGUACCUCCCUCACAGCGGUCUCCACAACCAGCGCAUUGCUCUCGAGAACGCACUCGUUCUUGGUGUGUUGACGAAUCGUACUGUUCUUGUUCCUCCAGUCCGACUAGGUACCAAGUCUAUCCGCUAUCUCAACUCUCAAGCUCUGCAAGACGUCCUCGCCAUUUCGGGCAAGGAGGGUCUUCACCAUUGCGCUCAUGUAGGGUCCCCCUUCACGCCUCCAGAAUGUUUCGACUUCGCCACUUUUACGCAUGUCUCACCAGCGUGGCUGUUCAACCUGACCCAUGUCCACGACUUGGUCCGCCUGGAACACAUGGCCGAUCUGUCUCCACGAGCGACGCUCGCUCGCCUGAACCUCACUUCGGCCCACGUGGCUGCGUUCCCCGAUUCCAACCCAUACCAAUACCGCUUUCUGGACACGCAGAGCAAUUCAAGUCACAAGUAUUCCGAGACCUUGUUCAUCCCCGACUUGGCUGCUCUGCCUCACCGCCUGCUUUCGCUUGGAACAUUGUUUGGUUCCUCGCGCUUGAGGCUGAGAUUAGAAGGGAACAAGAGAAUCCGCACGACUGUUCGCGAAGCCAUGGACUUGACCACACCCGAGCUCGGCCAUAUCGCUGAUAGAAUCCGUGAUGCGAUGGGCGGAUAUUACCUUGGCAUCCACUUGAGACUCGGAGAUGGAUCAUUCAAGGAGGAACACCACAACACUCUACACCUGACGUGGUGGAAGUUGGUACACGAGAUCAUGCAAUUCGAUCACGCGGACACAUUGGCCUUGGGACGGCGUUUUGGCCUAGACCCGGCUGUCUCGGAGUUCCGAACACCUUCCUCUCAUGUUCUAUUCAGAUCUCUACCAGAAAACUCUUUCUCAGACGCUCAGUUACAAUGCCGCCGAAGACGCCAUCGUGCUGCCAGUCUGGUCAAACUGAACUGGCCGUUGUUCAUUGCCACAGACGUCGAUGGACCUGCAACUAAUGAGCUGCUGGCCCCAUUUCGUCGGGCGUUUCCAUGCGCGUUGUUUCUGUCGGACUUUACCGAUCAGCUGCAGCCACUCGGUAGAAUCAAGAACGCGUACGACGGGGCGGAAAUGCGGCCUUUCUUGUCAUCGCUAGUCGAUGCCAUGGUGGUGGCUCGAGCUCACGUGGUCAUUGGCACGGAGGGCAGUACAUACAGUCAGUUUAUUCAGGAUGUCUUAUGGCCGAGAUUCCAUGGCCUGCCGAUAGUGGAGAGAGGAUAGAAGAUAGAAGGCAUUUUUACUAUGUGAACACGGCACUCAAUCGAGAGCUGAUGAUGCUAGAUGGCCAGUCGGCUACAACUUGAACUGAUGCUAUGGCGAUGAUCAUGAAGCGGCAAAUCAACCCUCUUUCACGUUAGCGGACUCCGGGUUUCAGCCUCGCAACGCUUCCUAUUGUUGUCAAUGAUCACAAUGUAUCGAAUAUCUCCUUCGCUUUCACCAUUUCCUACAGCCUAUCCCUGUCGCCACCAUGACUGCCCUGCCUAGUCCCAAGCCGCAGUUCGCGUCCGCCGCCUCUCGUUUGCCACCUUUGCUUUCUCCGAGGCCAGGCAUCAAUGGCUUCACUAUCCCUCCUUCGCCGCGCUUUCCGAAGAGUCCGGGUGGCAAGGGAGAGGGUGAGCGGUUGGAUCAAUGGUUCGAGGACCUUUCCAAGUACGAAGCGACUGUGGCAGCUAUGGCCGAAGCAUCCACUGAUGCCAAAUUCCAUGAAGAACUCGGGACGAUUGAGCAAUGGUUCGCCGUCCUGUCCGAAGCCGAACGGACUGCGACUCUGUAUACUCUGCUGCAACACUCCAACCAGAAUCAAAUUAGAUUCCUGAUCGCUGUGUUGCAGCAGAUGGCCGGCCCUGCGCCUUUGACUGCAUCACUCGACGGGUCCUUCAAAGCCAAGCAGCAACAAAAACCUUCGGGCCGCAACCUUCGUCCCCCGACCUUGAACAUCCCUGUGCCCGAAGCUCCCGCCGCUCCGGCGCCUGUAUCUGCUGCUCCUCCAGAACCGACCGGCCCGGGGCAGGAUGUUGUCUUCAACCGUCCGGCAGAUGCCAGCUGGGCCAAUAUGGUCAACACGCCCUUCACCCCGAUGUUUCAGAAGCCGGCUCCAGCGCAGAACCAACAGCCCGUCGCGGCGAUGCCGGGUCUCAAUCCUAUGAUGGUUCCCCCGGGCAUGAUCAAUCCGAUGCAACUGAACAACAUGGCGCUUUCCAACGAAGCCCAGCUGAAUCAGCUAUUGGCCAUGCAGAUGAUGUUGAACGGGAUGAUGCAGCAACCGGGAGGGAUGCCGCAGCCUGGAAUGAUGCAGCCGCCUCCGCCGGCUGCGAAAUCGGGCAAGGGCUCGAAUUGGAGGCAACAGGGAAAUGCAAGACACACGGGCAACGCGGCGCGCGGUGGGAGCUCGAAAGGCAGCGGCCACGGAGGGCAGAGUGCAUCGUCAUCUGCCCCGGGAAACAGCAACCGUGAGGAUGAUGUCGAUCCGGAACUUUUGAAGGACGUCCCCGCCUGGUUGAGAAGCCUGCGUUUGCACAAAUACACUGUCUGUUUCGCCGGGAUGACUUGGGAGGAUAUGGUAGCGCUCGAUGACUCGGCGUUAGAGGUCAAGGGUGUGGCUGCUUUGGGAGCUCGACGUCGUCUGCUCAAGACUUUCCAAUCGGUCAAAGUCAAGAUGGGCAUGGCGCCUGCCCCGGAUUCCGAUCCUGUUUCGGCCGGGGCUGUUUCAGCAUCAGAGCCAUCUCCCUGAGAGCCCGCUGCUUCUUGAAUGGACUUUAUUCAUCGCCCGAGCUGGCCUCGCUAGCAUGGAUUUAUGCACUCUGUACCUUCUCCAUCUACACUUAGGACAUUAUUGAAUUCAUCCCCAUUACACAUUUCAAACGACUGCUACACAGAUAAGAUUGUCAGAGAAUGCGCCGAAAUGAACUGUUGUCUCGAACUGCGCCAUGCUGUGGGAAGAUGUUGGAAUAAGCCGCACAAAGUUGGUGAGGGCAGAUCGCAGAGACUUGAGCUGGAUUCGAGAGACAUGAUGAAUCGAGACCGGAGACGAGAGCUAUACUGAGACGGUCAAAAUUCUAGUCUUACUUAAAACGACUAUCACGAGUCCGGUCUGCAAAAGAGACUAAGUCUCUGGGAUCCGGUUCCAACACGACUGAGGAACGCAGAAGUUGAUCCCUGCACGCUCGUAUCGUUGCCUGGAUUGUGCUCCUGCUUUCAAUCCCAGUGUGAACCACGACUCGCGACGGAUGGAAAGGGAGGGAGGAAUGGGAAGUUGAGCUAUAGCGUGUAUGGCGACUUGUCAAGUCGGUUCGUUUUGGCUCAGUCACGCAACCGGCAAGCCCCUACUGUCGCAGCCGAGCCAAUCAGUCCUUGGGUAAGCGCUUGAAUAAAGAUAGAAGAGUUGGUGGAAGCCUUUCUUCCUAUGUUUCACAGGGCGGAACGCAGCAGCUGAGGUUUAAGCGACGUGACAACUGGUGAUUACAAG
Molecule: messenger RNA, 3806 nt
Organism: Mycena citricolor
Lineage: Eukaryota; Fungi; Basidiomycota; Agaricomycetes; Agaricales; Mycenaceae
Source: the annotation of a GenBank genome assembly